This is a messenger RNA of Schistosoma mattheei, 8088 nucleotides long. The record is from the annotation of a GenBank genome assembly. NCBI's taxonomy places the organism in Eukaryota, Metazoa, Platyhelminthes, Trematoda, Strigeidida, Schistosomatidae.
AUGAAAAUUUAUUAUUCUCAUCGUAUCCAAAACAAAGUUAAUCUCAAAAAGUAUUGUGAAGAAACCAUAAACGGUGAUUACUUAAUCAACUCAGUGUCGUCCCAUGAUGUCUUCAUAUCCACUACUACUACUACUACUACUACUACUACUACUACUACUACUACUACUACUACUACUACUACUACUACUACUACUACUACUACUACUACUACUACUACUACUACUACUACUACUACUACUACUACUACUACUACUACUACUACUACUACUACUACUACUACUACUACUACUACUACUACUACUACUACUACUACUACUACUACUACUACUACUACUACUACUACUACUACUACUACUACUACUACUACUACUACUACUACUACUACUACUACUACUACUACUACUACUACUACUACUACUACUACUACUACUACUACUACUACUACUACUACUACUACUACUACUACUACUACUACUACUACUACUACUACUACUACUACUACUACUACUACUACUACUACUACUACUACUACUACUACUACUACUACUACUACUACUACUACUACUACUACUACUACUACUACUACUACUACUACUACUACUACUACUACUACUACUACUACUACUACUACUACUACUACUACUACUACUACUACUACUACUACUACUACUACUACUACUACUACUACUACUACUACUACUACUACUACUACUACUACUACUACUACUACUACUACUACUACUACUACUACUACUACUACUACUACUACUACUACUACUACUACUACUACUACUACUACUACUACUACUACUACUACUACUACUACUACUACUACUACUACUACUACUACUACUACUACUACUACUACUACUACUACUACUACUACUACUACUACUACUACUACUACUACUACUACUACUACUACUACUACUACUACUACUACUACUACUACUACUACUACUACUACUACUACUACUACUACUACUACUACUACUACUACUACUACUACUACUACUACUACUACUACUACUACUACUACUACUACUACUACUACUACUACUACUACUACUACUACUACUACUACUACUACUACUACUACUACUACUACUACUACUACUACUACUACUACUACUACUACUACUACUACUACUACUACUACUACUACUACUACUACUACUACUACUACUACUACUACUACUACUACUACUACUACUACUACUACUACUACUACUACUACUACUACUACUACUACUACUACUACUACUACUACUACUACUACUACUACUACUACUACUACUACUACUACUACUACUACUACUACUACUACUACUACUACUACUACUACUACUACUACUACUACUACUACUACUACUACUACUACUACUACUACUACUACUACUACUACUACUACUACUACUACUACUACUACUACUACUACUACUACUACUACUACUACUACUACUACUACUACUACUACUACUACUACUACUACUACUACUACUACUACUACUACUACUACUACUACUACUACUACUACUACUACUACUACUACUACUACUACUACUACUACUACUACUACUACUACUACUACUACUACUACUACUACUACUACUACUACUACUACUACUACUACUACUACUACUACUACUACUACUACUACUACUACUACUACUACUACUACUACUACUACUACUACUACUACUACUACUACUACUACUACUACUACUACUACUACUACUACUACUACUACUACUACUACUACUACUACUACUACUACUACUACUACUACUACUACUACUACUACUACUACUACUACUACUACUACUACUACUACUACUACUACUACUACUACUACUACUACUACUACUACUACUACUACUACUACUACUACUACUACUACUACUACUACUACUACUACUACUACUACUACUACUACUACUACUACUACUACUACUACUACUACUACUACUACUACUACUACUACUACUACUACUACUACUACUACUACUACUACUACUACUACUACUACUACUACUACUACUACUACUACUACUACUACUACUACUACUACUACUACUACUACUACUACUACUACUACUACUACUACUACUACUACUACUACUACUACUACUACUACUACUACUACUACUACUACUACUACUACUACUACUACUACUACUACUACUACUACUACUACUACUACUACUACUACUACUACUACUACUACUACUACUACUACUACUACUACUACUACUACUACUACUACUACUACUACUACUACUACUACUACUACUACUACUACUACUACUACUACUACUACUACUACUACUACUACUACUACUACUACUACUACUACUACUACUACUACUACUACUACUACUACUACUACUACUACUACUACUACUACUACUACUACUACUACUACUACUACUACUACUACUACUACUACUACUACUACUACUACUACUACUACUACUACUACUACUACUACUACUACUACUACUACUACUACUACUACUACUACUACUACUACUACUACUACUACUACUACUACUACUACUACUACUACUACUACUACUACUACUACUACUACUACUACUACUACUACUACUACUACUACUACUACUACUACUACUACUACUACUACUACUACUACUACUACUACUACUACUACUACUACUACUACUACUACUACUACUACUACUACUACUACUACUACUACUACUACUACUACUACUACUACUACUACUACUACUACUACUACUACUACUACUACUACUACUACUACUACUACUACUACUACUACUACUACUACUACUACUACUACUACUACUACUACUACUACUACUACUACUACUACUACUACUACUACUACUACUACUACUACUACUACUACUACUACUACUACUACUACUACUACUACUACUACUACUACUACUACUACUACUACUACUACUACUACUACUACUACUACUACUACUACUACUACUACUACUACUACUACUACUACUACUACUACUACUACUACUACUACUACUACUACUACUACUACUACUACUACUACUACUACUACUACUACUACUACUACUACUACUACUACUACUACUACUACUACUACUACUACUACUACUACUACUACUACUACUACUACUACUACUACUACUACUACUACUACUACUACUACUACUACUACUACUACUACUACUACUACUACUACUACUACUACUACUACUACUACUACUACUACUACUACUACUACUACUACUACUACUACUACUACUACUACUACUACUACUACUACUACUACUACUACUACUACUACUACUACUACUACUACUACUACUACUACUACUACUACUACUACUACUACUACUACUACUACUACUACUACUACUACUACUACUACUACUACUACUACUACUACUACUACUACUACUACUACUACUACUACUACUACUACUACUACUACUACUACUACUACUACUACUACUACUACUACUACUACUACUACUACUACUACUACUACUACUACUACUACUACUACUACUACUACUACUACUACUACUACUACUACUACUACUACUACUACUACUACUACUACUACUACUACUACUACUACUACUACUACUACUACUACUACUACUACUACUACUACUACUACUACUACUACUACUACUACUACUACUACUACUACUACUACUACUACUACUACUACUACUACUACUACUACUACUACUACUACUACUACUACUACUACUACUACUACUACUACUACUACUACUACUACUACUACUACUACUACUACUACUACUACUACUACUACUACUACUACUACUACUACUACUACUACUACUACUACUACUACUACUACUACUACUACUACUACUACUACUACUACUACUACUACUACUACUACUACUACUACUACUACUACUACUACUACUACUACUACUACUACUACUACUACUACUACUACUACUACUACUACUACUACUACUACUACUACUACUACUACUACUACUACUACUACUACUACUACUACUACUACUACUACUACUACUACUACUACUACUACUACUACUACUACUACUACUACUACUACUACUACUACUACUACUACUACUACUACUACUACUACUACUACUACUACUACUACUACUACUACUACUACUACUACUACUACUACUACUACUACUACUACUACUACUACUACUACUACUACUACUACUACUACUACUACUACUACUACUACUACUACUACUACUACUACUACUACUACUACUACUAUACUACUACUACUACUACUACUACUACUACUACUACUACUACUACUACUACUACUACUACUACUACUACUACUACUACUACUACUACUACUACUACUACUACUACUACUACUACUACUACUACUACUACUACUACUACUACUACUACUACUACUACUACUACUACUACUACUACUACUACUACUACUACUACUACUACUACUACUACUACUACUACUACUACUACUACUACUACUACUACUACUACUACUACUACUACUACUACUACUACUACUACUACUACUACUACUACUACUACUACUACUACUACUACUACUACUACUACUACUACUACUACUACUACUACUACUACUACUACUACUACUACUACUACUACUACUACUACUACUACUACUACUACUACUACUACUACUACUACUACUACUACUACUACUACUACUACUACUACUACUACUACUACUACUACUACUACUACUACUACUACUACUACUACUACUACUACUACUACUACUACUACUACUACUACUACUACUACUACUACUACUACUACUACUACUACUACUACUACUACUACUACUACUACUACUACUACUACUACUACUACUACUACUACUACUACUACUACUACUACUACUACUACUACUACUACUACUACUACUACUACUACUACUACUACUACUACUACUACUACUACUACUACUACUACUACUACUACUACUACUACUACUACUACUACUACUACUACUACUACUACUACUACUACUACUACUACUACUACUACUACUACUACUACUACUACUACUACUACUACUACUACUACUACUACUACUACUACUACUACUACUACUACUACUACUACUACUACUACUACUACUACUACUACUAUACUACUACUACUACUACUACUACUACUACUACUACUACUACUACUACUACUACUACUACUACUACUACUACUACUACUACUACUACUACUACUACUACUACUACUACUACUACUACUACUACUACUACUACUACUACUACUACUACUACUACUACUACUACUACUACUACUACUACUACUACUACUACUACUACUACUACUACUACUACUACUACUACUACUACUACUACUACUACUACUACUACUACUACUACUACUACUACUACUACUACUACUACUACUACUACUACUACUACUACUACUACUACUACUACUACUACUACUACUACUACUACUACUACUACUACUACUACUACUACUACUACUACUACUACUACUACUACUACUACUACUACUACUACUACUACUACUACUACUACUACUACUACUACUACUACUACUACUACUACUACUACUACUACUACUACUACUACUACUACUACUACUACUACUACUACUACUACUACUACUACUACUACUACUACUACUACUACUACUACUACUACUACUACUACUACUACUACUACUACUACUACUACUACUACUACUACUACUACUACUACUACUACUACUACUACUACUACUACUACUACUACUACUACUACUACUACUACUACUACUACUACUACUACUACUACUACUACUACUACUACUACUACUACUACUACUACUACUACUACUACUACUACUACUACUACUACUACUACUACUACUACUACUACUACUACUACUACUACUACUACUACUACUACUACUACUACUACUACUACUACUACUACUACUACUACUACUACUACUACUACUACUACUACUACUACUACUACUACUACUACUACUACUACUACUACUACUACUACUACUACUACUACUACUACUACUACUACUACUACUACUACUACUACUACUACUACUACUACUACUACUACUACUACUACUACUACUACUACUACUACUACUACUACUACUACUACUACUACUACUACUACUACUACUACUACUACUACUACUACUACUACUACUACUACUACUACUACUACUACUACUACUACUACUACUACUACUACUACUACUACUACUACUACUACUACUACUACUACUACUACUACUACUACUACUACUACUACUACUACUACUACUACUACUACUACUACUACUACUACUACUACUACUACUACUACUACUACUACUACUACUACUACUACUACUACUACUACUACUACUACUACUACUACUACUACUACUACUACUACUACUACUACUACUACUACUACUACUACUACUACUACUACUACUACUACUACUACUACUACUACUACUACUACUACUACUACUACUACUACUACUACUACUACUACUACUACUACUACUACUACUACUACUACUACUACUACUACUACUACUACUACUACUACUACUACUACUACUACUACUACUACUACUACUACUACUACUACUACUACUACUACUACUACUACUACUACUAUACUACUACUACUACUACUACUACUACUACUACUACUACUACUACUACUACUACUACUACUACUACUACUACUACUACUACUACUACUACUACUACUACUACUACUACUACUACUACUACUACUACUACUACUACUACUACUACUACUACUACUACUACUACUACUACUACUACUACUACUACUACUACUACUACUACUACUACUACUACUACUACUACUACUACUACUACUACUACUACUACUACUACUACUACUACUACUACUACUACUACUACUACUACUACUACUACUACUACUACUACUACUACUACUACUACUACUACUACUACUACUACUACUACUACUACUACUACUACUACUACUACUACUACUACUACUACUACUACUACUACUACUACUACUACUACUACUACUACUACUACUACUACUACUACUACUACUACUACUACUACUACUACUACUACUACUACUACUACUACUACUACUACUACUACUACUACUACUACUACUACUACUACUACUACUACUACUACUACUACUACUACUACUACUACUACUACUACUACUACUACUACUACUACUACUACUACUACUACUACUACUACUACUACUACUACUACUACUACUACUACUACUACUACUACUACUACUACUACUACUACUACUACUACUACUACUACUACUACUACUACUACUACUACUACUACUACUACUACUACUACUACUACUACUACUACUACUACUACUACUACUACUACUACUACUACUACUACUACUACUACUACUACUACUACUACUACUACUACUACUACUACUACUACUACUACUACUACUACUACUACUACUACUACUACUACUACUACUACUACUACUACUACUACUACUACUACUACUACUACUACUACUACUACUACUACUACUACUACUCAUUAUAAUGAUAUUCCAUCAGCAGCAGGAGCAGGAACAGGAGCGUCGAUACAAUUAGAAGUCCAUUUAUUUCAUUUAUUACAAUUAAAUCAACCAAUUGAAUUUUAUAAUAUGAAAUUAUUCAAUAAUUUCAUCACUAUGAAUGAUGAUUAUGAUCAAAAAUCCAAUUUAAUUGGUAUUGGUUAUUGUUUCAAUGGGAUAUUAAUGGCUUAUGUCAAUAAUUAUACUACUACUACUACUACUACAAAUAGUAGUGUUAGUAGUACUGGUGAUUCCUCUGAUCGUAAUUCUAUAUGUAGUCAAUUUCUAUUGAAUGUACAAUUAUUUGAUAACAAUAAUAAUGAGACUAUACGGUUUAAUGAUUAUGAAUAUGGAGAAUUUUCAUCCAUUUGGGCACCAGUUCAAUGUGAAUGUGAUUUAAUCCGAUUUGAGUUUUCAGCUAGUGGUAACAAUCAAUCUGUUUAA